Molecule: messenger RNA, 5850 nt
Organism: Scedosporium apiospermum
Lineage: Eukaryota; Fungi; Ascomycota; Sordariomycetes; Microascales; Microascaceae
Exons: 10
Coding region: 1-5850 (1949 amino acids)
Source: RefSeq, a predicted model, not a curated record
AUGGUGCGGCCCCGGUUCGCCGUAGACUCGGCCGUCGCCGUCGCCGUCGCCUUCGCGUGGAAUGCCGCAGCUGACCUCCUUCCAAGGACCAUCACCCUCACCCCCGUUCCAGUCCCCGGCCCAGACUAUGAUGGACCUGAUCCCACGGGGGGUUUCGCGCAGCCUUCGAGGGAUUGGAUCCCUCCUGAGCUGUCGCAUCUCAUUCCGACGCCAGGUGUGAACUUUACGGGAACGGUGCCGACUUCUAUCCCCGUUCCUACCCUACCACCGGGUGGGGACGAGGAAGAACCGCCUCCACCGGAAGAGGAACCGGGUGAACCAAUUGAAGGUGAAGAGCCGGAAGAACCCGAAGUUCCCGCGGAACCGGAGGAGCCAGAGGAGCCAGAAGAGCCCGAGGAGCCCGAGGAGCCCGAGGAGCCUGAGGAGCCCGAGGAGCCUCUCGGGUGCCACAGUAAUGGUAUCGACUACGUGAAUGGAGGAACUUACAAUAUCGACAUGACGGCCGAGAAUUUCUUCGGGUUCAAGUCCGAAUUCAUAGGCUGCGAAAAUGCGACAGUCCAUCCGUACAUGAUUGACCCCGAGGGAUACGAGUACCCCUGUUCUAUCAUGCAAACUCAGCCAGAUAAAGAGGUCCAGUACUCUGAGUGCGAUGUUCUUUAUUCCGAGAUGUGGUCGGGAAACUGGUCGAUUGUGAUUGAGGCCUACGACAUCGACUUUUCUGUCCAGCGUGAUUUUGAACUCGUCGUGGGCAUUCUUCCCAAGGUCACGACCACUGCAAUUGACACCAUGAUUGUGGGAAUUACUACUGUUCCCGACCCAUUAACCGUGACAAAUUGGUACAAUCAGACGAGCACCAUCAUUUUCUGGCCCGACGCGGUUCUUGCUACCUGUGAAGGCAAUACUCAGACAAUUACCUCAUGGCUCGAGGGCGAGACCACCACUCUAUCUUACAGGAGUACUCGGACCCUUUACGACGACCCAUUCUACGCUUACUGGACCACCACUGCUGGAGUGUGGGCUUACUGCCAUUGGCCUUGGUGGCAGUGGCCUUCAUAUCCACAGCCGCCCACGAGCCCUGCGCCAGGACAGCCUCCUCCGCCCACGCAGCAACCCACGUCCCCCCCUCCAACUUCCCAGGUCUGCCGCGGGACGACGUGUAUUACUGAGCAGCCGCCGCGGACGAGUGAUCGCACCACGGGCCCCGGGGGUUCUACUUCCUUGCCUGGAACUUCUUACACCGUUUGCCGCGGUACGACGUGUCUUGAGGAGGACUUCCCCACGGCGCCACCGGGCCAAAACGUUCCCACUCCACCAAAGACGCCAGACAAGCCUCGCGAGCCUACGACACAACCGACCGAACCCGGCGAACCCGAGCCAACCCAGCCCGGAGAGGAGCCCGAGCCUGGAGAGGAACCAGAGCCUACGUCGCACACGUAUAUUACGCGUAGCCGUACGCGUACGCGCCAGCCAUCACAGACUUGGGAUCCUGAACCUCCCCCGCCGCCGACGCCGACGUUCCCUACGAGCACGCCUCCUCCGGUUAAUCCGGAGCCGACGCCUCCUGGUUCGAGUUAUAGUGUUUGUAGGGGAAUUACUUGCCUUGAUGGUAUCGAUUUGCCUACGUUCCCGCCUGUGGAAGAACCACCGCGGCAGACUGGUGGGCCGGGAGGUGGGCCGCCUGAUAGACCGGAACCAGAACCAGAACCGGAGCCUGAGCCUGAGCCUGAGCCUGAGCCUGAGCCUGAGCCGGAGCCGGAGCCGGAGCCGGAGCAGCCUGGACAGCCCGGUGAGGGACCGGGAGGAGAGCCAGAGGAGCCAGGCCAGGAGAUGGCCCUGGACCCGGGGAGCCAGACCGACCCGAUGAACCAGGCGAGGGGCCUCCAGAAGGAGAAGAGCCACAGCCAGAGCCUGAACCUGAGCAACCGGGAGAGGAACCACAACCAGAACCUGAGCCAGAGGAGCCGGAUCGGCCAGGAGAAGGACCGGGAAGGCCGGAUGAGCCCGAGCCGGAACCAGAACCCCAGCCUGAGCAACCUGGGGAAGAACCAGGAAGACCAGAUGAGCCUGGACCAGGUCCCGAGCCUGGACCAGGUCCCGAGCCUGAACCAGAGCCCGAGCCCAAGCCAGAACAACCUGGGGUUGAGCCAGAGAACCCAAGAUCACGAACGCUUCGCACCCGCACCAGGUCAAGGACGCAGACCCCAGGCCAGCCCACUGGUCGGCCUGGUGGCGGAGAUGAGCCGGAAGAACCUCAACCUGGACCCGAGCCUGAGCCAUCUGAGCCGACGCCCGAGCCUGGGCCGCAGCCUGAACCUCUGCCUGAGCCAACUGCCGAGCCAGGGCCUGGUCCUGACCCGCGGCCGGAUGAACCUGGCCAACCGGACCAACCAGGUCCCGAACCCGAUAGGCCUGAUAGGCCGGAUCAGCCUAGUGAACCAGACAGGCCAGAUCAGCCGGGGCAGCCGGGGCAGCCUGACCAGCCUGACCGACCAGAUCAACCAAGUCCACCAGACCAACCCGGCCCUGAACCCGAUCGACCUGAGCAGCCUCAGCAACCUGACCAACCAGAUCAACCCAGCCAGCCAGACCAACCUGGACCGGACCGACCAGAGCAGCCUCAGCAGCCUGAGCAGCCAGGACAACCCGACCAACCAGGUCAGCCCGAUCCCCAGCCCCCUCAGCCAGACGAGCCCGCCGAUCCCCGCUCUCGCACACUCCGGACUCGCAUACGUACUCGUACACAGAGCUUUGACGAGGGUCAACAGCCUGUUCCCACAACGCCGCCUCGGGGUCCGGUUCCGAGUGAGCCUACUCCUGAGCCUGAGCGACCGCAGCAGCCAGACAGGCCGGGUCAACCUAAUCAACCUGACCAACCGGGGCAGCCUCAACAGCCGGAUCGCCCAGAUCAGCCAGGGCAACCAGAUCAACCUGGUCAGCCCCAGCAACCAGAGCAGCCAGAGCAGCCCAACCGACCUGACCAACCACAACAGCCCGAUAGGCCCGACCAGCCUCAGCAACCGGACCGCCCAGACCAACCAGGACAGCAGCCAGGACAACCAGGACAACCCCAACAACCCGACCAGCCAGGACAGCCUCAGCAACCGGAGCAACCUCAGCAGCCUGGUCAGCCUCAGCAGCCAGAUCGGCCAGACCAACCAGGGCAGCAGCCAGGACAACCUCAACAACCCGACCAACCCGGACAGCCUCAGCAACCUAGCCAGCCUAACCUACCGGAUCGACCAGAUCGACCAGACCAACCGGAGCAACCUCAGCAGCCUGGUCAGCCGCAACAGCCAGGACAGCCAGGACAGCCUCAGCAACCUGACCAACCUGACCGGCCUGACCAACCUCAACAGCCCGACAGGCCUGGUCAGCCAGACAAUGGCCAGCCGAACCCUGGAAAUCCUUUCCCCGGUCAACCUCAGCAGCCAGAUCGUCCUGAUCAGCCUGGACAGCAACCUGGGCAACCUCAACAACCUGAGCAACCGGGACAGCCAGGACAGCCUCAGCAACCUGACCAACCUGACCGGCCUGACCAACCUCAACAGCCUGACCAGCCAGGACAACCCCAGCAACCAAAUCGGCCAGACCAACCUGAUCAGCCCAAUCGACCAGAACAACCGAACCAACCCCAACCUGGCCAACCCGGUAUUGGACAGCCGAAUCCGGGUCAACCUAAUCCUGGGAACCCCUCCCCAGGACAGCCGCAGCAACCGGAUCAACCAAGUCAGCCCAAUCAGCCGGAUGAACCUCAGCAACCUAGCCAGCCGAACCAACCUGGUCAGCCAGGUAAUGGCCAGCCCAACCCCGGAAAUCCCUUCCCUGGUCAACCCCAGCAACCGGACCAGCCGCAGCAACCCGGCAAUGGCGGGCAAAAUCCUGGAAACCCUUUCCCCGGUCAACCUCAGCAGCCCGGUCAACCCCAACAACCUAACCAGCCGAGCCAACCUGGCCAGCCAGAUAAUGGUCAGCAGAACCCUGGAAAUCCUUUCCCCGGCCAACCUCAGCAGCCAGACCCGCCCGAGCAACCUGGUAAUGGCGGGCAGAAUCCAGGAGACCCCUUCCCCGGACAGCCCCAGCAACCUAGCCAGCCUCAACAGCCUGACAACGGACAGCAGAACCCUGGAAAUCCUUUCCCUGGUCAGCCUCAACAACCAGGCCAACCACAGCAGCCUAAUCAACCUCAGCAGCCGGAUAAUGGACAGCAGAAUCCCGGGAAUCCCUUCCCUGGCCAACCGCAACAGCCGCAGCCGCAGCCUCAACCUCAACCUCAACCGCAACCUCAACCACAGCCACCUCAGCAGCCCGACCAACCUCAACCUCAACCUCAACCUCAACCUCAACCUCAGCCUCAGCCUCAGCCUCAGCCUCAACCUCAACCUCAACCUCAACCCCCUCAGCAACCAGAGCAGCCUCAACAACCACAACAGCCUGGUCAAGGCGGCAAUCAAGGAGGGAACCAAGGAAACCCAGGAUUCGGCGGAGGAAAUCAAGGAGGUAACCAGGGAGGAAACCAAGGAGGGAAUCAGGGUGGUAACCAGGGCGGCAACCAGGGCGGCAACCAAGGAGGAAAUCAAGGAAACCCAGGAUUCGGAGGAGGGAAUCAAGGUGGAAAUCAAGGUGGCAACCAAGGAGGUAACCAAGAUGGUAAUCAAGGUGGAAACCAAGGAGGGAAUCAGGGCGGCAACCAGGGAGGCAACCAAGGAGGAAAUCAAGGAAACCCAGGAGUCGGAGGAGGGAAUCAAGGUGGCAACCAAGGAGGUAACCAAGGCGGUAACCAAGGAGGAAAUCAGGGUGGGAAUCAGGGAGGUAAUCAAGGCGGAAACCAGGGAGGAAACCAAGGAGGGAACCCUGGGUUUGGCGGAGGAAACCAGGGGGGCAACCAAGGCGGUAAUCAGGGAGGAAACCAGGGCGGUAAUCAAGGCGGUAACCAAGGAGGUAACCAGGGAGGAAACCCCGGGUUCGGUGGAGGUAAUCAGGGCGGUAACCAAGGUGGUAACCAAGGCGGGAAUCAGGGUGGGAAUCAGGGAGGUAAUCAAGGCGGAAACCAAGGAGGAAAUCCCGGAUUUGGUGGAGGAAAUCAAGGCGGGAAUCAAGGUGGUAACCAAGGAGGAAAUCAGGGUGGCAACCAGGGCGGUAAUCAAGGAGGUAACCAGGGCGGUAAUCAAGGAGGUAACCAGGGAGGAAACCAAGGAGGGAACCCUGGAUUUGGUGGAGGAAACCAGGGCGGCAACCAAGGUGGCAACCAAGGAGGAAAUCAGGGUGGGAACCAAGGUGGCAACCAAGGAGGUAACCAAGGAGGUAACCAGGGAGGCAAUCAAGGUGGAAACCAAGGAGGGAAUCAAGGAGGAAAUCGGGGCGAUGGCAGCGAUGAUAACCGAGAAGCCUAAACUCCCUCUCCGGCGACGCCAAGCCGUGGAAGACCCCGAGGACGAUGAUUUUGUUGAUCAUUUCAGCGACGAUGACGAGUCGGACGGUGGAGAUGAGUAUUCGGAAUAUCCUGAUGAUGUUGUCGUGUUCCCCACAGUUACCGAGACGGUGUGGGAGAGCAAUGUCACGCAAACUUACAUGGUGACUAUUGCAUUGGCACAAAAGACGGUUUACGAGGACGUCAACCAAGUCAUCACUUCGACACUGAUCCCACCAGCUCAGACACUCUGCGCCAACGAGGUAGACGAGACGACAACGGAAUACUUCCAAGGAAGAGAGCAGACCGAGGUCCACGUCGAUUACGUGACGGUUACGACCGAACAGACUAUCUGGAUAGGACAAACUACGAUCCAGACGUAUUCCGACUACCACGCAAUGACUCAGUGUUGGCAAGGCGGUGGUUGGUAUGGAUUCCCGUAA